CAAACUUGGCUGAUCAUUUUAGUCAAUGGGGACAACCACCAAUGAAGACAGGAGCCAGAAGGCAGUUCUCUUGAAUGAGACAGAGGUGAAGGCAGGAGGAGUAGCCUACGCCUACCCAACUUUGGAGGAAGAGCUGAGUUUCGAACCCUCUGAGAUCUGGAGGAAGAUGAGGAUCGUGGCGACGGGCAUUGCCGACGGGAAGUUGACCAAGAGAUGCGUGGACGAGUCGAAGAAGACGUGGGAGAUCGCCGCGCCGGCGAUACUCACCUCCGUAGCCCAGUUCUCCAUUGGGUUCGUGACUGCCGCCUUUGUGGGACACAUCGGAGCAGUCGAGCUCGCUGCUGUAUCCAUCGUUGAGAAUGUGCUCGAAGGUUUCGUGUAUGGGGUUAUGCUCGGGAUGGGGAGCGCUCUCGAGACGCUAUGCGGGCAGGCAGUUGGCGCUGGGCAGAUCAACAUGCUCGGAAUCUAUAUGCAGAGGUCAUGGAUCAUCACUAGUAUCACCACCCUCUUCCUCACACCCGUCUACCUCUUUGCAUCCCCGUUGCUACAAGCCCUCCAGCAGGACAAGAACAUUUCCGAGCUUGCGGGGAGGUACUCCAAGUGGGUUAUCCCGCAGCUGUUUGCCUACGCCGUUAAUUUCCCGGUCCAAAAGUUCCUCCAGUCCCAGAGCAAGGUCUGGGUCAUGACUAUUAUCUCGAUCCUAGGAUUAGCCCUCCAUGCAGGGCUGAGCUGGCUGCUCAUCACGAGGUUCCAUCAUGGCCUGGUCGGGGCCGCAAUCGCCGGGAAUCUGUCCUGGUGGUUCAUCGUGUUGGCUCAGAUGGUUUAUGUGGUUUCUGGUUAUUUUCCAGAAGCGUGGACGGGUCUGUCUUUUCAGGCUUUCAAGUCACUGGCGGCUUUCGUGAAGCUGUCGCUUGCAUCAGCUAUAAUGUUGUGCUUGGAGCUCUGGUACUAUACUGCAGUAAUUCUCAUGGUCGGGGCCCUCAAGAACCCGGAAAUUGCAGUUGAUGCAAUCUCGAUAUGCAUGAAUCUGCUAACAUGGACCUUAAUGGUUGCUCUAGGCUUCAAUGCUGCUGUAAGCGUUCGGGUGUCUAAUGAGCUCGGGGCAGGAGACUCAAAGGCAGCCAAAUUCUCGGUCAUAGUGUCCCUUGUGACAUCCACAGCUAUCGGGGUGAUCUUCACUGCCAUCAUCCUCGGGACCACAGACGAGUUCCCGAGGAUUUUCACCAACAAAGGAGAAGUCAUCACGGAAACAUCGAAACUCGGCUACUACCUCGCCGCAACCAUCUUCCUCAACAGCAUCCAACCCGUCCUGCAUGGAGUGGCAGUUGGAGCGGGAUGGCAAGUUUCCGUGGCACUGAUCAACAUCGGAUGCUAUUACAUUGUCGGGCUUCCAAUUGGGGCACUUCUCGGUUACAAGUUCAAGCUUGGCGCCCGGGGCAUAUGGAUCGGGAUGCUGAUCGGCUGCCUGGUGCAGACUCUGGUUCUGCUCUGUGUCAUAUUCCGAGCCAACUGGCGCAAAGAGGCAUUGAUAGCUGAGGAACGCAUCAGGACAUGGGGUGGGGCCUCUGAACCUCAAGAGGCUGCAGCUGAACUGUCCAAUAUGAAUUUAUCACCGGUUAGAUAGUAUAUAUAUCACCAGAAGACAAGGAUUACACACAUACACAGAGAAAUACCACAAGAUUACAAUAAUAUCUCAUUUUUAUUUUUAUAUUCUUGAAUUAUAAACAUAGUUGAGGAAUUUUUUUUGGUCGAGUAUAGUUGAUAAUUUUGGUAUUUCAUCAAUACUCUCUUUUUUAUUUUAUUUUAAUUUUAAUUAAAAAUCGUUAAGAAAUUACGUGUAACUUCUCAUUGAACAUUGAAAGUUUAGGAGGAUGUCGGGUCUCAUGAGCUACCCAUGAUUCA
Messenger RNA from Punica granatum (pomegranate), 1902 nucleotides. The record is from RefSeq and is a predicted model, not a curated record. Lineage: Eukaryota; Viridiplantae; Streptophyta; Magnoliopsida; Myrtales; Lythraceae.